ACCUUUUCCUUAAACCAAUGAAGGCCAGCUCCACUUGAGAUUCUCCGGCGGCGUUUAUCAACUGAAGCACUUUGCUCCGUUUCGUUUUGCUUGUGAGCAGUUGCAAAGGGAGCAAAGCCUAUCUGCUCCAAUUCGAUUUCGCAAGCAGGGUUUUCUCCAGAUUGAACUGAAGGAGGGUUACCUCAAUACUGAAGUGGGGUACUUUUCAGUUUUAUUAAAGGUUGGAUUUUUAGAGGAUGAUACAGUAGGCAAAGACCUAUGACGGACAAGUACAAUGUUGAAGCUGCAGAAAUUCUUGCGAACGAGGCACUGCGCUCGCCAAUUUCGGAAGCAGUGCCUUUAUAUGAGCAGCUUCUAUCGACGUUUCCCACAGCGGCAAAAUACUGGAAGCAAUAUGUUGAGGCACACAUGGCGGUAAAUAAUGAUGAUGCGACAAAACAAAUAUUUAGUCGCUGCCUGUUAAACUGUCUACAGAUUCCACUUUGGCGCUGUUACAUCCGCUUUAUUAGGAAAGUCAACGACAAGAGGGGGAAUGAGGGUCAAGAAGAGACAAGAAAAGCUUUUGAUUUCAUGCUUAACUAUGUUGGAGCGGACAUAGCAUCAGGUCCGGUGUGGAUGGAGUACAUUGCAUUUUUAAGGUCUUUGCCUGCUCCGACUGCACAAGAAGAAUCACAACGAAUGACCUCUGUGAGGAAAAUAUACCAGAGAGCUAUUGUCACCCCAACCCAUCAUGUGGAACAGCUUUGGAGGGACUAUGAGAAUUUUGAAAAUUCAAUUAGUCGAGCCUUGGCAAAAGGACUGGUUUCUGAAUAUCAACCUAAAUAUAACAGUGCGAGGGCUGUAUAUAGAGAAAGGAAGAAGUACACUGAUGAAAUUGAUUGGAAUAUGCUAGCGAUUCCGCCCUCCGGCUCUUCCAAGGAGGAAAUGCAAUGGAUGGCAUGGAAAAAACUUCUUGCCUUUGAGAAAGCAAACCCACAGAGGAUAGACAGUGCUUAUGCUAAUAAAAGAAUUGUGUUCACAUAUGAGCAGUGCCUCAUGUACUUGUAUCAUUAUCCUGAUAUAUGGUAUGAAUAUGCCACAUGGCAUGCAAAAGCUGGUUCAGUAGACUCCGCUAUCAAGGUUUUCCAGCGAUCUUUGAAAGCACUUCCUGACUCGGAAAUGCUAAGAUAUGCUUACGCUGAACUUGAGGAAUCACGUGGAGCCAUUCAGGCUGCUAAAAAGGUAUAUGAAAGUCUUUUUGGGGAUGGAUCCAAUGCCUCUGCACUAUCACAUAUCCAGUUUAUAAGGUUUUUAAGAAGAAGUGAAGGAGUUGAAGCAGCUCGCAAAUACUUUGUUGAUGCACGCAAGUCCCCAAAUUGCACUUACCAUGUUUAUGUGGCUUAUGCAAUGAUGGCCUUUUGUCUUGACAAGGAUGCAAAGAUGGCGCACAAUGUUUUUGAAGCAGGGUUGAAACGCUUUAUGCAUGAGCCUGGAUACAUCCUUGAGUAUGCAGAUUUCCUUUAUCGUUUGAAUGACGAUAGAAAUAUCAGGGCAUUAUUUGAACGUGCAUUGAGCUCACUGCCGCCAGAGGAAUCUGUUGAGGUUUGGAAAAAGUUCACUCAAUUUGAGCAAACAUAUGGAGACCUUGCCAGCAUGUUGAAGGUUGAGCAGAGAAGGAAAGAAGCUCUUUCCAGAACAGGUGAUGAUGGAGCAUCAGAGUUAGAGAGUUCGUUGCAUGAUGUUGUAUCACGCUACAGUUUCAUGGAUCUUUGGCCUUGCUCUUCAAAUGACUUGGAUCAUUUAGCACGCCAAGAGUGGCUCGCGAGGAACAUCAAUAAAAAACCUGACAAACCUACUCUUGGUAUUGAGGCAGGUUCUGCAGACAAGACUACUUCUGGUGUUUCAUCCAAUACAAAUCCGCCUGCCAAGGUAGUGUAUCCAGAUACUUCAAAAAUGACGGUUUAUGACCCGAGGCAAAUUCCAGGUCCUGCUGCGCUUGCAGCUCCAUCUGCUUCAGGCACCUUGCCCUAUUCUGGUCCAUUUAGCAGCAAUGGACCUCCAAAUGCCCUUAAUGAUAUUUUGAAAUCGUUACCCCCUGCAUUUGCAGCAUUCAUAGCAAAUUUGCCGGCUGUUGAAGGUCCUUCUCCUGAUGCUGAUUUUGUGAUAUCUGUAUGUUUGCAAAGCAACAUCCCUGCAGCAACUGGAAAAUCCGGGACUGCCUCUCUGCCAUUGCAGUCAGGUGCUGCUCCAUCUACGAGUGACCUCUCUGAUUCAAGCAAAUUCAGGCCGAGAGACAGACAGCCAGGAAAGAGGAAAGACAUGGACAGACAAGAGGAUGAUGAAUCAACGACUAUACAAAGCCAGCCCCUUCCUAGAGAUCUUUUCAAGAUUCGCCAAUUACAAAAAAAUCGUGUUGGUAAUUCGUCUCGAGUUACUAGUUCAUACACAGGAUCAGCAUCAUAUGGAAGUGCGCUUUCAGGAGAUCUCUCGGGCAGCACUAGUUGACCUCAGACUUGUUUCUUAGUUUUCAACUGAGCAGCAGACCUGACGCGACUGACAGAUGAGCCAACAUACAUUCCAAUCUCUGCCAUUUGCGUCUGGUCAUUCUGUAGUGUACUCUAUUUUGCAAAGAUGUAAUGUUAACAUUUACAUGUCAUUAUAAUUAAUUUUAUUUUUCGGAUGCUCCAUUUAUAAAGAACAGAUCCCUGUUCAAGAAAGCUAUACAUGCAACGAUCAACGUUGUUUGGCAUGAUAAGUGAAAGUCGUGGACUAUUUCCCAAGUCAGAAGGUCGCCCUCUAGCCCAACAAUGGAGCUAGGUGUAUACAACUCGACAUUUCUUUUGAUAGUGAGAUGUCACUUUUCAUAUAAAUUAUAUCAUGUAGAGUAACUGGCUGAGAGUGAUGACAAGAAAAUGUUCUGGUGGCUUACUUUUUCUAUAGUCUGGCUAACAAUGAGAAUUUUGUUUGAUAAUGUGCUGGGAAGUAUUGGUUUUUAGAAUUAUAUU
Messenger RNA from Solanum stenotomum, 2984 nucleotides. Its product is annotated as cleavage stimulation factor subunit 77. Gene Ontology annotation, molecular function: protein binding; mRNA binding. Gene Ontology annotation, cellular component: nucleus. The record is from RefSeq and is a predicted model, not a curated record. The coding region runs from base 259 to 2484 and encodes 741 amino acids. NCBI's taxonomy places the organism in Eukaryota, Viridiplantae, Streptophyta, Magnoliopsida, Solanales, Solanaceae. The transcript is spliced from 23 exons. Gene Ontology annotation, biological process: mRNA 3'-end processing.